This is a messenger RNA of Phyllopteryx taeniolatus (common seadragon), 4025 nucleotides long. RefSeq names its product potassium channel tetramerization domain containing 17 (gene kctd17). Gene Ontology annotation, biological process: protein homooligomerization; proteasome-mediated ubiquitin-dependent protein catabolic process. The transcript has 7 exons. NCBI's taxonomy places the organism in Eukaryota, Metazoa, Chordata, Actinopteri, Syngnathiformes, Syngnathidae. Gene Ontology annotation, molecular function: cullin family protein binding. The coding region runs from base 16 to 1014 and encodes 332 amino acids. Gene Ontology annotation, cellular component: cytoplasm; Cul3-RING ubiquitin ligase complex. The record is from RefSeq and is a predicted model, not a curated record.
CCAGCAUGCACCGGGAUGAAUUCAGGCCACGCCCAGAACUUCUAUGGGUUGGUAACCGAUAGAAAACGCGGAGACACAAACUCGCUCGUCUCCGCUCCGUCGGCGAGAAGAAGCGCCCUUUUCCCAAUGGCAACCACGGCGGACGACCAGUGGGAACCCGCGCUCCACGGCUGCCACCACCACAACAACAAUAAUAACAACAAUAACAAAGAUAACGAAGCGGGGGAGACGGCGACCUGUCCUCCGGCCAGCUCGACCGAACCCGGCGGGAAGACGUCGCAUAGCGUUGGUAACGGCUCGGUCAUCAACUCCGGCGGUGGAAAUAAUGGAAAGUGGGUUCGCCUGAACGUCGGCGGUACCGUGUUCCUGACGACGAGGCAAACGCUCCUAAAAGAACAAACUUCGUUCCUGUACCGGCUGUGCCAGCAGCAAGACCUGCACUCGGACACGGAUGAGACAGGAGCUUAUGUGAUUGACAGAGACCCCACGUACUUCGGACCCAUUCUCAACUACCUGCGACACGGCAAACUGGUCUACAACAAGGAACUAGCUGAAGAAGGAGUGCUAGAGGAGGCUGAGUUCUACAACAUCACCCCUCUUAUUAAACUCAUCAAGGAGCGGAUCGUAGAGAGGGACUCCAAGUCUACGCAGCAGGUUCCCCCUAAGCACGUCUAUCGAGUGUUGCAGUGCCAGGAGGAAGAGCUGACCCAGAUGGUCUCCACGAUGUCCGACGGCUGGAAGUUUGAGCAGGUCAGCGUGCGCACCUGCAGAAAGCCCCGCACUGGACUGCUCUGGACUAUGGUGAACAUUGGCUCGUCGUACAGCUACGGAACAGAGGAUCAGGCUGAGUUUCUGUGUGUUGUUUCCAAGGAGCUUCACACGCCUGGUUCUGGGCUUGGUACAGAGCAGAGCCACAAGACGAAGCCAACGGAGAAGCAGAAGGAGGAAGCAGCGAAGGAGGAGGAGGCAGAGGGAGGGCGAGAAACCACACCAAAUGAGUGGCUUAGAGAAUGAGGGAGUCAUUUUCCUUGGUUCCAAAGCGAGUCGGGGAAAGGCUUUUCCAGAUCCACGGCUCCCGGAUGUAGACAUGACAAGAACCUCAAUUAUUUAUUUAGGCUCAAAACAACAUCCUUUACAUGGAAUGUGUGUGUAUCUGGUAUCCAACAGAAAGCUGCUGGAAAUAGAUUUGUAGCAUUUUUAAUCAUUUUAUUGAAAAACUUAAAAAAAGAUGAACUGAAACAACACAUAUUCAGUUGAGUACAGCUAUACUCUCAAAAAUAUUUUCCAAGGAUUUUACAAAUAAGACCUGCUUGUGUGGUGCAAGAAGGGAAGUGGCGCUUAGUACAUUUAUGACCAAACUCCACCUGACCAAGCCCAGAAUAUGAUGGAAAUGUACUGAAUUCCUGGUGUUGUUGCCAUGGAAGCAUUCAUAGAAUUAACAUCCAAAUGUUGCAUUUUCUGAUGGUCAUUAUUCCUGUAGUCUUUCUAGUAUUACAUCAGGUAGCUAGGAAUGCAAAACAACAAAAGAGAAGGCCUCAAAUUAGUGUUAGAAUGGUUCACCUCAUAGUAUUUGACAAUAGUGCCAUUAAUUAUCAGUUCUUGAUUGGAAAUGUAUCAUGUAGGCCCUAGUGGCAACUGCACCUUACUUUAACAAUUUAUCCAAUGCAGGAGUUGAAGGCACAAUCAUGGUUCAGUUUGAUUACUGUAUUUCCUCAAAUAUUGGUCUCCACUCUAGACACCAUUUUUGUAGAUGGCGCAUCUGCGGCGGCUUGCAAGGCUCGCUGCACGUGUUUACCAAAAAUUACCCCAAAAUUAAAUAAAUUAAUAAUAAAUAAAUUAAAUAACCCCGUCUCACCAGCCUUUUUGCCACCUGCCACGCCAGAUUUAUGCCGGUCACAAAAAAUAGAGCCCCAUAUCGCCACUGCGCCUCACCUCUCCUUUUGUCCUCAGGAUAAAAAGCAACAGAAGUUGCUAGUAAUUACCUUUAAAUAGCUGUAAAGUAGGCAGCACGGUGGGUGACUGGUUAGAGUGUCAGCCUCACAGCGCUGAGGACCCGGGUUCAAUCCUCGGCCCCGCCUGUGUGGAGUUUGCAUGUUCUCCCUGUGCCUGUGUGGGUUUUCUCCGGGCACUCCGGUUUCCUCCCACAUCCCAAAAACAUGCAUUAAUUGAAGACUCUAAAUUGCCCGUAGGUGUGACUGUGCGUGCGAAUGGUUGUUUGUAUGUGCCCUGCGAUUGGCUGGCAACCAGUUCAGGGUGUACCCCGCCUCCUGCCCGAUGACAGCUGGGAUAGGCUCCAGCACGCCCGCGACCCUAGUGAGGAGAAGCGGCUCAGAAAAUGGAUGGAUGGAUAGCUGUUUGGUUCAUGACCCUUUGAUUUGGUUGGUGUUUUGACUGAAGGUGUUUAGGCCGGACACCAAUAGCUGCAAGAAAACUGGAAUGGAGUAGUGUAGCUACAAAAAGAAAAUUUUAAAUAAAACCAAUUUUAAAAUACAUUUUUGUAAUACACAAGUAUUCUUCUGACAAACAAAUGCAUGAGAAUUUUUUUUAUGUGAAAAACCUUUCACUUAAAAAUAUGAAAGUACACAUCAUGCGCUGCAUUGCUAGUAGAAGCCUAGGAUAAACCUCGACACAAAUGGAAAUUACUAAUAUGAGGCAAUUGCACUGUAACACAAAAGUAACAAAUUUCCAUUGACCCAUCAAAGAACAGAAGCAUAUCUAAGUCUGCCCUUUAAAAAACAUUUGUACACAAAGGUCUUCUUAGCCACCUGGUACUGUGCAGUUAUGUAUGUAAAUACACACAGCCUCUCUUUGAAGAAAUACAUUAUUUGCCACUAUAGAAAAAAUAUGCUUGUAGUAAUUUCCAGGUGAAUUUUUGCUGUAAAAGCAAUGGUGUUUUGGUGACACAUUUUUCAGAUGAAUAUGAAAUACCACCCAAUAUAAUUAACAUUUGUCUCCUCCCACCGGGAUUGUCUCCUUUCAAGACAUCUGCAGCCAUCUUGAGGGCUGCGGCUAACGUGUGAGCCUUGUGACAAUGGCAGACAACGUGAUGGAACACAUACAGGCAGUUGUUGUUUUUUUCCCUAAAAAAAAGGAAAAAAAAGAAAAUCACACCUAAAAUAAGGUGCAAAUACAGCAAACUGUGUUUUUGUGGACAAUAAUACAAACUGGCAUGUUCUGGAAAUUUUAAGAUCCUUGCAAUAUGCUUCUAGCUGGAUUACCAAAAUUAAUGUUAGCAUAAAAUGAUGUUUAGCUGAUGAUAAACAUAUCGGUGGUAUUAAGAGAAGACUGAAAAAGGUGUUUUGUUCUGUAACUUUUGCUAUUUUUUAACAUAGAUAAUUCAGUGCCUUGUUCAAGCAGCAAAAGACUGAUGUCAAAAUGGUCAUAGUUAUUUUUAAGUGCAUUUUUUUAAAUUCACUUCAAGCGUACUUUACAAUCUCAUUUUGAGUCCAAGUUACAUUUUGAGUGCUUGAGAGUAGUGUUUUUCAGGAGGGUGAAAGAUAGUGUAGAAAAACAUGUAGGUGUAUAUUUUGUUAAAUACAGAUUUUGAGGAACUGAUGAACUUUUUUAAUUUUUUUGUUUUGUUUGUUGUUUUGUUUUGUAUAUUCGUUUGUAUUAUUUAUUACCAAGGUUUCUUUUGAAAUGUCUCACAAAAAGAAAAUGUGGGUUUUAUUGUAUGGGUGAUCAUCAGUUGGGUGGGUGACCUCUUUUUGCAUGUCGGGGGUGCUUUGCUACAUCCGCACGUAGUAUUAAUGGGUUUGUACACCACUUGUUAAAUGCCUCCUGCUGUAUGUGAUGUGUAAAACUUAUACAGGGCAAUUCAUUAUUUCUGUACAACAACAACGAUGGAGCGGUAUGUUAAACAAAUGUAGAUUUAAUCUGAGUAUACAGCCUCAAUGUGCAGUACUUUACAUACAAAGUAAAGUGGCACGUUAAUUUAUCAGGACAUUACAAAACAUUCUGAAAAAAACUGGUGUAUUUUAUGUAAAUGAAUGGCUGUACUCACUCUAAAUAAAAUAAAAAACUUC